This is a messenger RNA of Eucalyptus grandis, 1939 nucleotides long. RefSeq names its product putative disease resistance RPP13-like protein 1. Gene Ontology annotation, molecular function: ADP binding. Gene Ontology annotation, biological process: defense response to other organism. Bases 537 to 1922 code for a protein of 461 amino acids. Lineage: Eukaryota; Viridiplantae; Streptophyta; Magnoliopsida; Myrtales; Myrtaceae. The transcript has a single exon. The record is from RefSeq and is a predicted model, not a curated record.
UUAUUGAGCUUAAAUUUGAAAAGAUACGCGAAAGUCUAGACAUAAUUCUGAAUAAAUAUAUGAAAAAUCACAAUAUGAAUGAACCCGAAAAGAGUUGGAUGAAAAUUGUAACAUCAUCAAAUUUAAGCACGACGUGUAAAGCGCGGAAGUUCUGCUAGUAAAGAAAAAAGAGAUAUUCACAUUGGGAUGGAAGACGAGGGAUGUGAAAGUGAAGCAACAAAGUGGUCCUACAAAGUCUUGGUAUUUCUGAAAUCUAUUAAAGUUUCUUUUCCAUUUGCUCCUUUUCACUUUUGCUACUCUAUCAACAAAGAAGGCACAUGAUAUCCAAUAAAGUUGCUGUAGAGAUUCUCUAAAUAUUACGAAACAAGCACUCGUGGACAAAAAGCAUUUUACUUCGAUUUGUCUAACCUCUUGUGUGCAUCCUUGAAAGUCAUGGUCUUCUCGGACUUCAUAGUUUUCUCUUUUGAUUAGCUCACUAUCACUUUGCUUCCCCAUAACCCUUGUUGUUCUCUACAGACUACAGUGACUAAUUCGCCAUGGCCAUUGGAGAGAUCUUUUUGAGUUCCCUCAUUCAGGUCUUGCUCGACAAGUUGGUUUCUAUGGGAUUGGACUAUGCGCAACGGGAAGGAAUCAGCCCGACCCUGCCCUAUAAGUGUGAGAAGAUGUUGGAAACAAUCAAUGAAGUGCUUGAUGAUGCAGAGGACAAGCAACUCGAUGGUGACCAUUUAGUGAAGCGAUGGCUGGACAAUGUUAGGGACUUGGCCUAUGACCUGGAAGACUUGCUUGAUGAGUUCGAGAUCGAAGCCGCUCAAGCCAAGUCAGAGGCAGAAUCCAGCACAAGCAGAGGUCAAUUAAAAAGGAAGUUCCCUUUCUUUAGCCGACCGCACUCGCUUACAUCUGAAACCAAGUUACUAGAGAUCGCCGACAGGUUUGAAGAGAUUAUCAAGAGGAAGUCUCUCCUAAGCUUGAGAAAGAAUGUUGUGGACAGAUCCCAAUACACCGACGAAAGGCUCCCCAGCACUAGUCUGUCAGAGACUCAAUUUUCGGGGGAGAAGGAAGAAGAGCAGAUACUCGAACUACUGACCGGUGAAGCCGAAAAUGGCAAUACCACAUUGAGCAUAGUCCCCAUAGUUGGGAUGGGUGGUAUUGGAAAGACAGCGUUAGCUCAGCGGCUAUACAAUGAUGCCAAAGUGAGUAGCUACUUUGAAAAGAGAGCAUGGGUUUGUGUUUCUGAUGUUUUUAAUGUUCUUGACAUAACGAAGACUAUUUUGCGGUCGAUCACUGAGGUGUCUGAUGAGGGUGAAGAUCUUAAUAGGCUUCAAGUUAAGUUAAAGGACAGUCUAUCAGGGAAAAAGUUUCUUGUGGUUUUAGAUGAUGUUUGGAAUGAAAACUACGGACGAUGGACCACCCUCUUGAAGCCAUUUGAAGCUGGGGCUAAAGGAAGUAAGAUCAUCAUAACGACUCGCAACUAUACUGUUGUUUCCAUAACAGGAGCUUCAUCGUAUCCUUUGAAGGAGUUGUCCCUUAAUAAUUGUAUAAGCUUAUUAGCCUUUCAUGCUCUUAAAAUGAAAAAUUUUGAGAGGCACCGAGACCUUGAAACAAUAGGCAAGAAAAUAGCCGAAAAAUGUAAAGGUUCACCUUUGGCAGCAAAGGUAUUGGGAGGUCUUCUACGUGAUAAAAGGAAUCCUGAUCAAUGGGAAGCUAUCUUAAACAGCAGAAUGUGGGAUCUUCCAAUGGGAGAAAAUGAUGAGGUUAUUCGAGUUUUGAAAUUGAGCUACGUCCAUCUUCCUUCUUAUUUGAAGAGAUGUUUUGUUUAUUGUGCAAUAUUUCCCAAGGAUUACGAAAUCGAGAGGGAUGAGCUAGUGCACUUGUGGAUAGCAGAGGGUUUUUUAAUGGAGGAAGAUCAAAAAAUAAUAUCUUGAAAUGGGGACAAGCUCAC